This is a messenger RNA of Morchella sextelata, 2706 nucleotides long. RefSeq lists its product as uncharacterized. Gene Ontology annotation, biological process: protein import into nucleus. Lineage: Eukaryota; Fungi; Ascomycota; Pezizomycetes; Pezizales; Morchellaceae. The record is from RefSeq and is a predicted model, not a curated record. The transcript is spliced from 9 exons. Gene Ontology annotation, cellular component: cytoplasm; nuclear membrane. The coding region runs from base 1 to 2706 and encodes 901 amino acids.
AUGGAUCCCUUCCCAUUCCCAAACACGCUGGAGGAGGUUGUGGGUCUCGUCAAACGUCUCUACCAACCUGGCUCUCCACAAGAGCUCUCUCAAAUCCAAGCAACCUUACAAGUGGUCCAACGUUCUUCAGAGGGAUGGAAACUAGCAGAUUCUCUCCUUGGCAUCAAUGACGAACUUCUUCAGUUCUUUGGGGCCCUUACUUUUACAGUGAAGCUCAAUUCUGAUAGCGAAUCGGUCACGGAAGAGGAUGUUCCAAUCCUAAGGGACCGUCUUAUCGGCUGGCUAAUCAAUGUCGCUUCCAACAACUUCUCCCAAAUGGUCAUUAAAAAGCUUUGUUCAACCUCCGUCGUGUUCUUCCUACGUUUUCCAGAAAGCUGGCAGAAUCUCAUUAGACACGUGGUCUGUUCACUCUGCUUGGGCCGCGUCGUACCGGUUGAAGAACUAGAAAGACUUCCUACCUCAGAUCUAUUAUUACGUAAAGCAGACAGCAGAAGUAAAAUUACGGCCUUGUGGUUUACAGCUAUUCUUGUGGAAGAGGUGGGAAAGGUUGAUGGAAAGAACGUCAAAAACCUCCGCUUUCAUGACAGAAUACAUUCAAAUGUGGACGAAGCUGUUUUACUAAUAUGGGACUCUAUCGCUGGGGGUUAUAUUGAUGAGGCCGGAAACAGAUCGUCUGAAUGUGAUACUCGACUUGUGAGGGAAGGUAUAAAAACCUUUCAGUCAUGGGUCUUCUACUCCCUACGUGCUAUCCUAGAUUCAACCCACACAUUUCCUGAAUUGAAACGUCUAACCACGCCCGUUCUCAACUGGAUGGCGCAUCCCGACAUGUUUGACGUGGCAUGCGACGUAAUCACAGAUAUUCUUACGCAUUAUUUUACAUUCUUCACGCCUGAGGAUGAGUCCUGCCUAGCAGGUAUCAUUGUAUCUCCAUGGGCCCUUGAGCGCUACGAAUUACUCACAUCCGGGGAUGGAGACUCAGAAGAGUCACUCCAAUUUGGUCGCCUCAUUGUAGCGUAUUCAGAGGCAACUGUGCUAAAGAUCGCACGUAACUGGGAUAAGCAACAAAGUCGGACCUUAAUGAAGAUGCUUCAUGGAAUGUUAAAAGUUCCCGGAUGGGCCAUGGCAGAGGAAGAAAUUUCUGGAACGACAUUUGAAUUCUGGAGCAGCUUUGCCGAAUUUUUGUUAGACCCCGAGGGGAUCGACGAAGACCAACUUGGAAUAGUGUUGAUGGCAGGUAAAAAAGAAAUUUUACAGGCCGUUGAAGAGUUUUGGAGGAAAAUACGGAUACCGGGUGGUCACCAAUCUCAGUCAUGGUUAUCAUGGACUAAGGACCAGAGGGACGGCUUUAUGACCUUCAGGAAGGAUGUAGCUGAUUUGGUGGAAGUAGUGUACGGCGUCUUGGGGGCCGAGCUGUUCAGACGACUUGUUAAUCAAGUUUUGGGAGCUUUAUUCCAAGCAGAUGAAGGCAGUGAUGUUGUUUGGGAGGAUGUGGAGGCGAGUUUAUUUUGCCUCAACUCUCUAAGCGACUCUUUGAGCGAGGAACCAGAAGAGGAUGAAUCCCUGGAGAUAUUGUUCGGGGGGAAACUGUUUGUUAUAUUGGCAGAUUUCGGAAACCACAUACCUAUCAAAGCAAGACAAACUGCCGUCAGUUUGAUCGCCUUGCCAUCGGAUGGAGAAAAAUUGGGGCCUGUCAAGAGACUCCUAGGUUUUGUUGAGCAGGAUGUUCAGGAAUGCUUGUCACUGGUAGCUCAACAGAACGAAGAAGCAAAAGAAGUGGCUUUAUUGGCUUUGCGGUGUUUGAUUUCCAUUGGGAGAGGCCUACAAGUCCCAGAAGAUGUUCCAAUUCUUCUACCCGGCGAAGGACCACCGCAGCCCCGAUCAUUCUGGGAGCGUGGUGAUGGAUUAGUUGUCCAAAGACGACUUCUAGAUAUUGUUCGGACCCUCGUUAUAAGCUUGCACGAAGAUGGCGAAGUAGUUGAUGCUGCUUGUGCGGUCUUCCGAACAGGCUUUGCAGAAACCACCCCAGGCCCAUUUGUCUUUGCACCACAGGUGAUCACAGGGUUUUUACUUGAAAGAGCAAAUAAUGGUGUUCGAAUCGAGUCAGUAUUAUCGACAGGCUGUACGAUGGUCAGCUCACAUUCAACAGAUGGCAGCCCCGACAUUUCGGCGGAGGUAAUGCAAUUCAUGGAAUUUAUUAUGACCCUUGUGGAAAGAAUGCAGGACCCACAGACAGACCCGGAGGCAUCUCAAAGUGUGGUGGAGUUCUUAAAUAGAAUGUUGUCUAGAUAUGUCAAUAUUCUCGUGCAAUACCAACCCACGGAGAGGAUGCAGAUGUUGUUUGGAUUUGUGUUGAAUGCCUUGGCUGUCAGAGAACCGUUGGUAAAGAAAGCGGCCGCUACUUUCUGGGCGACAUUUGUCUCUUUAGCAGAUCAGCCACCACCUGUCCAGGCUGCGAUAGAUGGUGUUGUAGCCAUGUGCGGCACAGCUUUGGCCGAGAAACUUGUCUGGGGUGUCGGAGGUGGAGCUGCGAGGAGUGAAGUUGACAGUCUUGCAGAGCCUCUUAAAAGAUUGGUGGCUAGGCAAGUCAAGGCCAAAACUUGGCUUUCUACUGCUCUAUCAAGAGAUGGUUUCCCAAGUCCGAACUUGACGGACAAGAGCAAAACACGGUUUUUAAAUAGUGUCAUCAGGCUGGGAAAAUCAGUUUAA